AUGACAAUGAUCAUAGACCUCUCAAAUAACAAUAUCACAUCAGUACCAGACCUUCCAGUAUCAACCACAAGUAGAUUAAGUUAUUUAUACUUCUCAAACAACAAGUAUCUAACAAAGUUGCCAGACUUCACUUGUACAGUAUGGUUGGUUCGUAUGGAUGGCACUUCAAUCAAUCAGGUACCAGAUUGCUACUCUUGUUACAUAAGUGCCAUCAAACCAUUCUUUAAUCCACCUGCUACCUUGAAAAUUCCUGCCAAUUACUCAUGUGAUGUUUAUAUUGAUCAAGUGGCAUUGGUCGCAACCAAAUCACAACCAAUGUUGACAAUCACUGGAAAUAAUUUGGGUGGCGCACCAUUGAACAAUAAUGACUUUGAUCCAAGACUGAAGCCAGUAGUUCCAAACAAGAUUACAACUUUCAAUCCACCUUUUCCAUCUGGUGUAGCCAACAUAACAUUCUCAUACUCCAAGAAUAUAGUUAGAUUAAUCUCUUGGACAACUUUGAGAUAUUAUAGUGUCAAUUUGAACAAAUUGGAACUGGUUGCAAUGGGAACGUUCAAUCGAACUCAGGUAUACACAGUGACUGUGGACAACACACAUAGUUGUAUUGUCAAGAAUGUAACAACAACUUCAAUAACUUGUGAUGUUCAAUCAAUCAAUCUUACUCAAGAGACACCAGUACUUGUGGAAAUCAGUAUUCCAAACGCAGCCUUUAACAAAUCUAUCAUUGUAAACUACUACCCUGUUGUGACCUCGGUCCCACCCAUUAUGGCAAACCAAACUACCAUCAUCAUAUAUGGAGGCUUUACAUCUGUCAACACAACAGCUCAAGAAGUAUCAGUUAUUGUUGGAAACCAGAGUUGCAAUCUCUUCAUUUAUACAACAUCAAUGAUUGUUUGUAAAGUCAACAACACACUCGACCCUGGUCCAGUACAUUUGAGCAUCAAUGUCAGUGGAAGUGUAUACACUUCGAGUGGAGACCUAGUCGUUCAACCAUUGGAGAUCGUUAAGCAAUGUGGAAAUGAUUCAAACUGCUCUGGAAAUGGUCAAUGUGUAGAGGGCAAGUGUAGUUGCCUUCCAAACUAUGGUGGCUUCAUCUGUGAUUUACCAAUCAAUCCAGACGUGAUCAUUGUACCUGACCCUGCUGUACCAACUUCAAUCAUCUCAUCCAAUGUAUCAAAGUUUGAUAUAUCAGUUGUGUCCAUUCAAGAAGUUGACCAAAUAGGUAGUGUUGUCAAGGAGUUGUUGACACCAUCAUGGAACAAGAUGGAGCCAGUGGUGGAUGGCACACUUACAACUAAUCAGUACACAUUGAUUAAUGUCGCCUACCUGGAUGUGACUGUUCUACUUCAGACAUCGGCUGCACCACUCGUCAUGAAGUUUGCAGGUGUCAACAUGACAUUGGAUACAAACACAUUGAAACAAUCAAUCAAUGUAAAUGGAUGGAGGUAUCGAUCAAAUUUGAACACAUUGAGGAUUGUGAUCAAGGUGGACUCCGAGUUCAAGAAUCAAGAUCAAACAUGUAUACCAUCAUUGAACUCCAAUGGUACUGAUCCAUUUGAUCCAAACAACAUCCAAUUCAUCAAACAACAUUAUGAUGGAAUGACAUUCUUUGGCAGUUUCCUACCCGUUGGACUGUCAGAUGGUCGUCCAUUCCACUCAUUGACUCAACUAAUCACAACUAAUUCAUCGACCACAAUGAUCGGUAUCAAUAUGCCACAAUGUAAUCAAUGUUCAAUCGAUCCAAACUUCUCAAUAUUACUCGAUGGCGACUCAUCUGAGGGUACGCCUCGCAACAAGUCAUUGUGUGCCACUAGAGCAGCGACAAAAAAGUUCGACUCUUGGAAGAUUGCCACCAUUGUGGUAGUAUGUGGACUCGCAAUAAUUGCAGUAGUAGCCACUACCGUGGUAGUCAUUCGGCAAAGGUCAAAGUACAGAGUGGAACAGAGGAGGAUUGAUUCCAAACUCAAGGUUAUGCAACAACAACAACAACAUUAA
Messenger RNA from Acytostelium subglobosum LB1, 1995 nucleotides. RefSeq lists its product as hypothetical. The record is from RefSeq and is a predicted model, not a curated record. Bases 1 to 1995 code for a protein of 664 amino acids. NCBI's taxonomy places the organism in Eukaryota, Evosea, Eumycetozoa, Acytosteliales, Acytosteliaceae. The transcript is spliced from 5 exons.